UGUAAACAAUUUAUACAUAGCAUAUUACACAUUUGUAUAGUCAAAAUAGGCCCACUAAAAGAACAUAAACAUUUUAUCAUUUUGCUAAGUGUGUGAGAAUAAAUUUGCUGUCUGGGCCAGAUGAUACCUUUGAGGUUGAAUAUAAAUAGGUGUGUGGCUGAAUAUAUAUCUUUGGAGAUCGAAAGUGAGAAGAUGCAGCAAACAUAUGUCGACAGCAUACAACAGUUUGACCCUCAAUAUAUAUGCAAGUUUACGGUAUCAACAUUUUUAAAAUAAAAAUAUGAUGUGCGAAUAUUUUAUACUACUCAGAAUUCUAGGUAUGAUGUGCAAAUAUUUAAUAUACUCAGAAUAUAAUAAUCUCAUAAUUUAUUCAUCAACCUUGGUUACGUUUUCAAACCAAACAAAAAAAAAAUAGAUGAUUUUGUCAACUAUUUGCGUUUGGUGAAAUAGCAUGAUAAAAAGAUUUUCAUUUAAGUUUAUACAAAGUAAUUAGUUGUGUAACGGUAGAAUUAAGGUUGAUAUCUCCAAAUAUACCAUGAUCAUAAUUAUAGUUUAUGACCCAAUAAAUACAAUUAAUAGCCAAAUUUAUGAUUUCUUACAAGUUACAGAUGAUCACUCUGAUACUAUGUAUCUUUUCAAGUUUCUAUACCAUAUUAUCUUGCCACACAACUUGUUUUCAGGUGUUUCAUUUCUUUACUGCCUGCAAAAAUGUCUACUGGAGGUGAUGGAGGAGCAAAGAAAGCUGAAUCCCAGGGUGGCGGUGGUGGUGGCGGUGGAGGAGGAGGAGCAAAAAAAGUUGAAUUAAAGCCACAUCCGGUCAUGGAGCAGCUUGCCGAUGUUCAAUGCUGUGUACAAAGUCACCCUCCUUGGUUUGAAGCAGUGUUGUUAGGGUUCCAGCAUUACAUUUUGGUUCUUGGUAUGACAGUUUUGAUUCCAAGUAUAUUAGUUCCGCAAAUGGGUGGUGACAAUCUUCACAAGGCUCAGGUGAUACAAACACAGCUCUUCCUUUCAGGAUUGAAUACACUAGCACAAACCUUAUUUGGUACCCGGCUUCCAUCAAUAGUCGGUGGUUCAUAUGCAUUUACAAUUCCCAUAACUUCGAUCAUCCAAGCACAAAGAUAUCAGAGAAUAAAAGAUCCCCACGAGCGGUUUAGCCAGACAAUGGCAGGGAUACAGGGUGCUCUUAUUGUUGCCGCGGCUUUCCAGAUGAUUAUGGGUUUUUUUGGAUUGUGGAGAAAUGUUAUAAGGAUUCUUAGCCCUCUAUCAGCUGUUCCUCUUGUUACAUUUACUGGUCUUGGACUCUAUUAUCUUGCAUUUCCAAUGCUGGCAAAAUGUAUCGCGAUUGGGCUACCAGAGUUGGUAAUAAUGAUUGCAAUCUCACAGUACCUUCCUCCAUAUAUAAAAUCGAAAAGACCUUUAUGUGAUCGGUUUGCAGUGCUAGCCUCUGUUGCAAUUGUAUGGAUUUAUGCAGGCAUUCUUACUUGGAGUGAUGGUCCAAAUAAGAAAUCUACGGAUGCUUUAACUAGUUGUCGCACGGAUCGUGCUGGACUUGUCAAUGCAGCUCCCUGGUUUUAUUUUCCUUACCCUUUCCAGUGGGGGGCUCCGACAUUCACAACCGGAGAAGCUUUUGCUGUGAUAGUCUCCUCUUUUGUUGCUUCUAUUGAGUCUACUGGUACAUUUAUUGCAACAGCGAGGUAUGGAAGUGCAACACCUGUGCCACCAUCUAUUAUGAGCCGCGGUAUAGGCUGGCUGGGGAUCGGAACUCUACUCAAUGCAUUCUUCGGUAGUGUGACGGGAUCUACAGCAUCAGUAGAAAAUGCUGGCGUGUUGGCACUAACAAGAGUUGCCAGUCGAAGAGUUGCUCAGAUUUCAGCUGGCUUCAUGAUUCUAUUCUCUGUCAUAGGAAAAUUUGGAGCAAUUUUCGCAUCAAUUCCAAUGCCAAUAGUAGCAGCAUUAUACUGCAUACUCUUCGGAUACGUUUCUUCUGCAGGACUUGGUAACCUUCAGUUCUGCAACAUCAACAGCUUCAGAACAAAAUUUAUAUUAGGCUUUUCUUUCUCCCUUGGUCUCACAAUUCCUCAGUACUUCAGAGAGCAUCAAAUCAUCUAUCAAUACGGUCCCAUACACACAAAUGCCAAAUGGUUCAAUGACAUGAUAUCUGUUUUCUUCGGAUCUCAUGUCACAGUGGCUGCUUUUGUGGCGUUAAUUCUGGAUCAAACUCUUCCUCGCGGGAGCGAUGAACAGCAAAAGGACAGUGGAUUGCAUUGGUGGGAGAAAUUCAGAUCAUACAAGUCAGAUCUUAGAAGUGAUGAAUUCUAUAAGCUGCCAGGCAACCUUAACAAGCUUUUCCCUCCUUUAUAAUUAUAAUUAUAACUGUAUACAAAUUUAUCAACAUAUGCAUGCAUGAAUUUACAUGUUUACUUCAUUUAACAAUUUGAGAUUCCAAACCUAUGAUGUUAGA
This is a messenger RNA of Daucus carota subsp. sativus, 2461 nucleotides long. RefSeq names its product nucleobase-ascorbate transporter 7. The transcript has 14 exons. Gene Ontology annotation, biological process: transmembrane transport. The record is from RefSeq and is a predicted model, not a curated record. Lineage: Eukaryota; Viridiplantae; Streptophyta; Magnoliopsida; Apiales; Apiaceae. Gene Ontology annotation, cellular component: membrane. The coding region runs from base 709 to 2361 and encodes 550 amino acids. Gene Ontology annotation, molecular function: transmembrane transporter activity.